This is a messenger RNA of Triticum dicoccoides, 643 nucleotides long. Its product is annotated as pathogenesis-related protein PR-4-like. Gene Ontology annotation, molecular function: RNA nuclease activity. The transcript has 2 exons. The coding region runs from base 82 to 519 and encodes 145 amino acids. NCBI's taxonomy places the organism in Eukaryota, Viridiplantae, Streptophyta, Magnoliopsida, Poales, Poaceae. The record is from RefSeq and is a predicted model, not a curated record. Gene Ontology annotation, biological process: defense response to bacterium; defense response to fungus.
UUCAAUCACAGGCAGCCUCUCGAUCGCCGCCAAGUCGCCACACUUCCGAUUGCAUACACCACAUCAUCUCCUUCUCCAAAGAUGGCCGGACGCAUGGCGCUUGCGGCGGUCCUGCUGAGCGCGGCGGCUGCGGCGGCGGCGGCGCAGUCGGCGUCGAACGUGCGCGCCACCUACAACUACUACAGCCCGGAGAAGAUCAACUGGGACCUCAACGCCGCCAGCGCCUACUGCGCCACCUGGGACGCCGGCAUGUCGUACGCCUGGCGCUCCAAGUACGGCUGGACGGCCUUCUGCGGCCCCGCCGGGCCGACCGGCCAGGCGUCCUGCGGCAAGUGCCUCCUGGUGACGAACACGGCGACCGGCGCGCAGAUCACGGCGAGGAUCGUCGACCAGUGUAGCAACGGCGGGCUGGACCUGGACUUCGACACGGUGUUCAGCAAGAUCGACACCGACGGCCAGGGCGUGGCCCAGGGCCACCUCACCGUCAACUACCAGUUCGUCGACUGCGGCGACAACUGAUUAAUUAAUUAACCCGUGCUCAAGCGCUAUGGAAAAUAAGAAGCUGCAAAUAAAAGUAAUGUGCUAUUUGUAUUGAUGCACUUCGUAAUAAAUAAAGUGGGAUGAAUUGGACGUGAUUGUUGAA